UUUUUCCCAAGCCAGGAUCCUUCAAUCGGAGUCCUAAAUCUACCCCUCCAUAACCAUACUUUAUGCUUCCUUUGGAUAGUCCUGGGGACAAGUGGAGAGGAAUGAUGAGUAGAAGGGGAAAAUAAUGGUUCUCACAGUACCCAUAAUUUUUAGUCCUUGAACCAGUGUGGCAAAAGCUGUAGGUAGUUCAACCCAAUCCAGGAACAGAAUGAGGAGGGAAGUUGGAAAAGAACAUGAAACCAACAAAGGAUUUGCUUGUUGUUGUUGCUAUGAUUUUGCUAAGUGUCAGACAGGGUGAGGGCAGAGUAUAGAAAUGAUGCAGGGGAGAAUUUGGAAGCAGGGCAGGGGCUUUUCAGGGUUAAUUGCAGGCAUACCCUCAGAGCUACCUUUGACAUUUUUAAGUUCACUUAGGAUUCCUGGGGACUGGGAGCCUAUGGGAUAGUCAUGAGAUCUCUAGGAAGUGGUAGAGGGAGGGAUCUUUGACUCCUUAUCUCACGCAAGAAUGUAGGCCUGGGCAGAAAAAGCCAGUUCCACUUAUCUCAAGCUCUUUGCUAUUUUUGAUGUGAGCACCAGAACAAGCUCUAACUGUGAACUUUCUCCCUGUCCCAUGCCUCUACCCCAGAGACCUUUCUUGUCACCUUGAAAAUCUAGGAUUACCCCUCUAGUUCUCAUCUCUCAUUCCUCCCCUCUACCAUUCUGAUUCCUGAUCCAUAAAAUUUUAUGCAUCUAAGUCUGGAACAUGGGCUCAGGAAUUGAAAAUUUAGAGUCUGACAUCCCUAAGAAUGUCCAAUACUCCACAAAGAAAUUCCAGAUGCAUGCCCAGGAUCCUAUGCUUAUCCCCAAUCCUCAUUUUAGCGCCCCUCCCUUCCUAUCAUGCUGGGUAAGACUGCAGUUAGUGGCUCAGGGAUAUUUUUAGCCAAGCAGACCUCAUUGUCCAGUGGGGUGGAGUGGGGGGAAGGGUAGGCAGGUGUCCACGUCCAUCACACCAGGGCUUGUGGGGCAGCAGAGAGAAGGGAGGGGGCUAGGCUCCAAAAAUAGCACAAUGAGCUCAUUCAGCUGCCAGCUCUGGGGACAAGACAAAGGGGCUUUAAAAGGCUUGGGGGGUGGCUCAAGCUGGUCUUGCUCCUGCCAACACUUCAUUUCUCGGCAUGGAGACCUUUGAGCCCAUCAGCCAAGAGCCCCUCAGCCAAGCCAGCUGCAACAAAGCCCCAGAUCCAGCUCCUGGACUCCAGGACCCAUUCUAUGCAGAACUGCAACGGGCAGAAAGCCUCCAAGAGAAGAGUGUGAAGGAGGCCAAGACCAAAUGCCGGACGAUUGCAUCCCUACUAACUGCAGCCCCCAACCCCCAUUCCAAGGGGGUGCUUAUGUUUAAGAAACGACGGCAGCGAGCCAAGAAGUACACCCUAGUGAGCUUUGGGGCUGCUGCUGGGACAGGCGCUGAAGAAGAAGACGGGGUCCCUCCAACGAGCGAGUCGGAACUGGACGAGGAGGCCUUCUCCGACGCCCGCAGCCUCACCAACCAGUGCGACUGGGACAGCCCGUAUCUGGACAUGGAGCUGGCCAGGCCAAGCUCAGCUGCAGCAGAGGGCCAGGGCGGGCAGCUGAGCGAGGCCUCCGGCAGAGGGGCCCAGCUCUUUGAGCAGCAGCGCCAGCGCACCGCAUCCAGCACCCAGGAGCUGGCCCGGGAUGGUCCAGCCGCCAUGCUCAAUGGGCAGGGCCUGCAGUCACCACCUCGGGCCCAGAGUGCUCCUCCGGAGGCGACUGUGCUCCCACCCAGCCCUUCACCAGCCCCUGUAGCCAGCCCCAGACCCUUCCUUCCAGGCGGUGGAGCCCCAACCCCAGCUCCAAACAUCUUUAACCGGUCAGCCAGGCCCUUCACCCCAGGCUUGCAAGGGCAGCGGCCAGGUACCACUUCGGUUAUCUUCCGGCCUCUAGCUCCCAAGAGGGCGAACGAAAGCCUGGGAGGCCUCAGCCCCGCCCCACCGCCCUUCCAGCCCCUCCCACCGGGGCCCACCCCUCUGCCCAGCCACGUGCCAGCCUCCGGUUCCCCCAGCACUCCACGCUCCUCGGGCCCCGUCACAGCCACAAGUUCCCUGUACAUCCCAGCCCCCAAUCGUCCUGUUACGCCAGGAGGAGCCCCCGAGCCCCCCGCCCCCUCUAGCGCCGCUGCCAUGACCUCCACCGCUUCUAUCUUCCUGUCGGCACCUCUGCGACCCGCUGCGCGCCCGGAGGCUCCCGCCCCAGGCCCCGGGGCACCCGAGCCCCCCAGCGCUCGGGAGCAGCGCAUCUCCGUGCCAGCUGCCCGCACUGGCAUCCUCCAGGAAGCCAGGCGACGGGGAACUCGGAAGCAGAUGUUCCGCCCGGGAAAGGAGGAGACGAAGAACUCGCCCAACCCCGAGCUGCUAUCUCUGGUGCAGAACCUGGAUGAAAAACCCCGGGCUGGGGGCGCGGAAUCCGGUCCGGAGGAGGAUGCGCUGAGCCUCGGGGCUGAAGCCUGCAACUUCAUGCAGCCACCAGGGGGCAGGAGUUACAAGACUCCGUCUCACGUGACGCCUAAAACUCCGCCCCCGAUGGCUCCCAAGACCCCGCCCCCAAUGGCUCCUAAGACUCCACCCCCGGUGGCUCCUAAGCCCGCGCCUCGAGGGUUCCUUGAUGGGCUAGUGAAUGGGGCAACCCCUUCGGCUGGAAUCCCUGAGCCCGCCAGGCUGCAGGGCAGGGGUGGGGAGCUGUUUGCCAAGCGGCAGAGCCGAGCAGACAGGUAUGUGGUGGAAGCUACACCUAGUGCUGGCCUUGGCCCUGGCCCUCGGCCCAGAAGUCCUUCCCCUACACCCUCACUGCCCUCUUCCUGGAAAUAUUCACCCAACAUCCGUGCCCCACCUCCUAUUGCUUACAACCCACUGCUCUCACCCUUUUUCCCCCAAGCUGCUCGAACUCUCCCUCAUAAGGCCCAAUCCCAGGGGCCUCGGGCAACCCCCAAGCAGGGUAUCAAGGCUCUGGAUUUCAUGCGGCACCAGCCCUACCAACUUAAGAGUGCCAUGUUCUGUUUUGAUGAGGUUCCCCAGACUCCUGGCCCCACCUCCUUAGGGCCCCCCAAAACUGCCCGAGUCCAGGAGAUCCGCCGAUUUUCCACCCCAGCACCCCAGCCCACGGCAGAACCCCUGGCCCCCACUGUGCUCACCCCCCGAGCAGCCACUACAUUGGAUGAGCCCAUCUGGAGAGCUGAGCUGGCCUCAACCCCUGUUCUUAGCCCAGCCCCUCCUUCAGAGUCUCCCAGGGGUCUUGGGACUUCCCCCAGCUCUUGUAGCUUCCAGGUAGCCAGGCCCCGGUUCUCAGCCACCAGAACUGGAUUGCAGGCUCAUGUGUGGAGGCCAGGGGCAGGCCACCACUGAGCAGGGCACAGCUCCCAGGACCAAGGAGAGGUGGAACAUCCAGUUCCUAAAGUUGUUUCUCCUACCCAACCCAUGCCCUCUCUCAGGCAUCUGGAGGCUAACUUCCCUCCUGCCAGACAUCGUUUUGGAGUUGGUUUCCCAUUCUCCUGGCUCCCAACCUCCCUGCUGCUUUGCAACCUACUAUCUCUGCUUCUUUAUCUGUGCUUCUCUUUGUCUCUGUAGUUCCUUGUGUGGAUCUCCAAAUCUCAGUCUCCACCCACAGUCCUCCACUGGUCUCUAUUUCUCUACAUCUGUGCUUUGUGAGCCUCAUUUUAACGUUCCAUGAGAAGCACACAGAGAAGUUACUAGUGAGACCUCGGCAAGAAGCUCACCAUCAGGCAGGCCUCAAAGGGACUGAAUUGAUCUCUGUUUGCACUAAAUAGCUUGCUACUCCUCACUCUCGUUUCCCAACCUUGGCUGGCAUAGAUCUAGAAAUGUAUGUGUGUAUGUGUGUAUGUGCAAGUGUGUGUGGGCACAGAUGUGUUCUUAUGUCUGAAGCAAGAGUAAGAGGAGUGGUCUAAAUAAAGACCCAAUCUGGGUCUAACCCUUGUGCUGAUAAAAGAAGGGUCAGAUAGCUAGCCCCUCAUGGAUAGUCUAGUGAGGAGAAAGACAUUGACUUGAAUUAAAGACCAAUGCCUGUAGCAGGGGUACAGCACCUUGUGAAACAGUUUAUGAGAAGGCCUGAGGGCUGGCGCAGUUUGUAAGGACUGAGAUACACCAGCUAGAACAGGAAUAGAACUAAGAAUUCUAUUUAUCAGAGGGUGCCUGGCUGGCUCAGUUGGAGGAGCAUGUGACUCUUGAUCUCAGGGUCCUGAGUUUGAGCCCCAUACUGAGAAUAGAGAUUAAAUAAACAAACAAACAAACAAACAAACAAACAAAAAGUUCUACUUAUCAGGAUUCCAGAAAGUUAGCAACUUAAGAGGCCCAUGCUGAGCUACAAACAUCCAGGAAGUGAAAAAGGCAGACAAAAAAAUUUCCCCUGAGAAUGAAAAAAUCAUUGGCUUCAUUGCCUCAUGUACCCAAGACAGAAAGGAGGGAGAAAAGAGGCAUGGUGUGGAAAGUGAAGUAGAAACCAGGAGCAGAGUGGAGUGAAUGAAAUUGCGCCACAGGGAGGAGCAUGAGGAGGGAGAGUGUUGUGUUGGCAGACAGUACAGUUGGGUUUCAAGAAACUCAGCAUGUACAACAGGGGGUCUAGAAGAAAAAAUGAGAAAAAAGAAUGCAUUUGUUGGAGUGAGGAUGGAUGAUGAUGGGGGGAUGUGAGAAUGUGGGUUGAAUGUUGAAAGAAUAGGUAGUGUCUGCUACCUCCUUUAAGUCUGUCCUUCUACCUUCUGCAACUUGUUAUGAUGACCUGGGAAAGGGCAAGGAGAUACCCAGAGCCCAAACCUCUUUUCAGUCCUAGCCCCAUCACUCAAACCCUAGCUCUUGUUCCUUCCAAGCUUCAGGCCCUGAUCUCUGAUCCUAGUUGGGUAUGGACUCCCCUCUCACCAUGACCACCACCAAUCAGCCACAUUUGCUGCUUGAUCUGGAUUGAUUGUUUCCUUUGCAUAUUGGGUGUGAGUCACAGACUUUGAUUUGUGCACAAGAAUAAACUUAUGCUCCAAACCUUC
This is a messenger RNA of Nyctereutes procyonoides (raccoon dog), 5035 nucleotides long. RefSeq names its product synaptopodin 2 like (gene SYNPO2L). Gene Ontology annotation, molecular function: actin binding. Lineage: Eukaryota; Metazoa; Chordata; Mammalia; Carnivora; Canidae. Gene Ontology annotation, biological process: positive regulation of actin filament bundle assembly. The record is from RefSeq and is a predicted model, not a curated record. The transcript has 2 exons. Bases 1149 to 3389 code for a protein of 746 amino acids. Gene Ontology annotation, cellular component: Z disc; actin cytoskeleton; nucleus.